Molecule: messenger RNA, 243 nt
Organism: Microthlaspi erraticum
Lineage: Eukaryota; Viridiplantae; Streptophyta; Magnoliopsida; Brassicales; Brassicaceae
Source: the annotation of a GenBank genome assembly
AUGCAAGUGUCUUCAGUUGCUUCAGAAUCAGCCUUUAGUACUUCAGGAAGAGUUUUAGAACCGAGUAGGAGCUGCUUGACUCAUUACACAAUUGAAGUUUUGAUGUGUCUUGAGCAAUGGAUGAAGUGUGAGUUUAGAAUGAAUGACAAAGUGGUCAAGAAGGAACAGCUGUUAGCAGAGCUAGAGGUUCAAGAUAAUCUCAUGCGAGAGUUUGAACCAGCAUUCACCUUUAAAGCACCUUGA